Messenger RNA from Pseudomassariella vexata, 1236 nucleotides. RefSeq lists its product as uncharacterized. Gene Ontology annotation, molecular function: FAD binding. NCBI's taxonomy places the organism in Eukaryota, Fungi, Ascomycota, Sordariomycetes, Amphisphaeriales, Pseudomassariaceae. The coding region runs from base 1 to 1236 and encodes 411 amino acids. The record is from RefSeq and is a predicted model, not a curated record. The transcript has a single exon.
AUGCCAACACCGAAGAUAGCCAUUGUGGGUGCUGGGCCUGCAGGUUGCAUGCUCGCCCGAAUCCUAUCAUUGUCUAAUAUUUCUGUCACUGUCUUCGAGAGCGACUCAAGUCCGAACUACCGCACCCAAGGUGGGACUCUCGACUUACACCCAACUACGGGUAUAGCUGCGUUGAAGGACGCAAAUCUCUUCGAGGAUUUUAAGAAGACGGCACGCUACGAUGGAGACUACUAUUGCAUGACCGACAACAAGGCCAAGCCAUUCAUCCAAAUGGGCCAUGGUGGUGGCAGUGUGCGACCCGAGAUCGACCGCGCCGACUUGCGGAAGAUCCUUGCCGAGUCCCUACUACCGGAAGGCACGAUCAGGUGGGGGCAUCGUCUGAAGCGAGUAGAGGAUGGAAGUGUCCUCGUCUUCGAGCAUAGCACUAAAUCCGGCUUCGACUUGAUCGUUGGCUGUGAAGGCGGAUGGUCUAAAGUCCGCAAGCACAUCACCCCUACCCAGCCUUAUUAUUCCGGCAUCGGUUACACCCAGCUGUCUAUUCUAAAUCCUGAGGAGACAGUGUCAGAGCUGUACAAGAUGGUUAAUCGCGGGAAUGUAUUCGCCCACAACAAUGGCGAACAGUUGGCAGUACAACAAAUGGGCGACGGCAGUCUACACAUGAGCUGGAGCGCCGUGCGGGAUGAGAAUUGGAUGCAGUCCUACGGCUACGAUACGAACGAACUCGAGCAAGCACGCCAGGCUAUUCUCACCGAGAUGCAAGACUGGAGUCCCCUGCUUCGCGGAGCCAUCGAAAAGGCCCAGGGCAAAUGCGACUCGAAAGAUCUCUAUAUGCUCCCCGUUGGCUGGCGCUGGGAGCACCAUCGUAAGAUGACCAUCAUCGGCGAUGCUGCGCAUCUGAUGACACCUUUCGCCGGCGAGGGUGUCAAUGUCGCAUUUGACGAUGCUCGGAGGCUGGCUGCGGCUAUCGUGAAGGCAACGCAAGCAGGUGGUGACGCGGAUCAACUCAACAGUCAGGUCACGGCCUUCGAAGAGGAAAUGUUUGUACGGAUGGAGAGGUACCAAAGAGCCACCAACGACAUCAUGAAGGCAUGGAUGUUUACGCCGGGGGAUAUCUGGAAUGUCGUGCCUGAUGCUCUCUUAUGCGUUGUCAAGCUGCAGAUACCGAAGAUUAUGCAUCCAUUGGCGUACUUGGGCAUGCAUGUUUGGUGGUGGGUGCGGAGGAACUUCUUUGUUUAA